Messenger RNA from Musa acuminata AAA Group (dessert banana), 1252 nucleotides. Its product is annotated as vacuolar protein sorting-associated protein 32 homolog 2-like. Bases 45 to 998 code for a protein of 317 amino acids. NCBI's taxonomy places the organism in Eukaryota, Viridiplantae, Streptophyta, Magnoliopsida, Zingiberales, Musaceae. The transcript has 8 exons. Gene Ontology annotation, cellular component: cytoplasmic side of plasma membrane; multivesicular body; ESCRT III complex. Gene Ontology annotation, biological process: late endosome to vacuole transport via multivesicular body sorting pathway; vesicle budding from membrane. The record is from RefSeq and is a predicted model, not a curated record.
CAACUUAUUAUUUUUUUAAUAGGGUAAUUAUCAGCCCAGUUUAAAUGCUAGCCGCGUUAGUUGUUGAUACUCUCACUUCGAAACGGGAUCACUUUCGCUUCCUAUAUACGUCUCAUUAUCUCUUGAAUCGGCGCACAAUCUUUGGAUUUCUGAGUGACUUUAGUCUUUCCCUCUAUCUUCCCCACUCGACAAGAAACGCGAUCGAUCGUUCCGAUAUCGCUCGCGGAAAUCCUCAACGCAACAGGAUCGAUCCAUCUACCUCGUCUUCUCUUCACGUAGGGAAUUCGAGGGCUAAAGCUGCAAAAGUGGGCCUUUUGCAUGUUGAGAUUAUUGCGAGGAGGUGCACAAUGUUUAGCCGGCUGUUUGGGAAGCCCAACGAAAAUGCAUAUGACUUGUCUACGAUGGAUAAACUCUAUGAGACACUUGCUAUGUUAGAGAAAAAGGAACAAGCUCUGAUGAAAAAGGUGGCUGCGGAGAUAGAGAAAGCCAAGGAGUUCACCAAAGCAAAUAACAAGAGAGCUGCUAUACAAUGCUUGAAAAGGAAAAGACUUCACGAACAACAAGUCGAACAGCUUGGGAAUUUCCAGUUGCGGAUUCAUGAUCAGAUUAUAAUGUUGGAAGGUGCAAAAGCCACAACAGAGACUAUUGAUGCACUGAGAAUUGGAGCAGCAGCUAUGAAGACUAUACAGAAAGAAACCAACAUUGAUGAUGUCGACAAGACAAUGGAUGAAAUUAAUGAGCAAACUGAGAACAUGAAACAAAUUCAGGAAGCGUUGUCUCUUGGAGUGGCAGCUGAUUUUGAUGAAGAUGAAUUGGAAGCAGAACUUGAAGAAUUGGAGGGUGCUGAGCUGGAGGAAGAACUGCUUAAACCAGCUACAGCUGCACCUGCUCCACCAGUCCAGGAUCCUUCUGUUAAACUUCCCACUCAGCCUAUGCCACACAAAAAUACAUCUGAAGAAGAUGAACUUGCAGCACUCCAAUCUGAGAUGGCCAUGUAGUGAGGCCUGAAAUCUGUGCUGCCUAGAGAAUGUGCAUUCAAAUUGUCUAAAAAAGGAUUCGAUUACUCAAUGGUAGUGUUGUCGGAGAUGCUCUGACUUGAUAGAUUGUGGUCUUCACUGUGCAUAUGUUUUAGCUGAUAAUGGGAAGAAAGAGAAGCUUCCUAUCCUUCUUUUAUGGUUUAUUGCGGUGUCCAAUCUUGUAAACAGUUGUUAGUUGAUUUUACCCUAUCAUAUAUUGAUGCACAUUUAUCAUA